Molecule: messenger RNA, 3121 nt
Organism: Salvelinus fontinalis (brook trout)
Lineage: Eukaryota; Metazoa; Chordata; Actinopteri; Salmoniformes; Salmonidae
Product: protein Wnt-16-like
Exons: 4
Coding region: 354-1430 (358 amino acids)
Biological process (GO): canonical Wnt signaling pathway; cell fate commitment; neuron differentiation
Cellular component (GO): extracellular region
Molecular function (GO): cytokine activity; frizzled binding
Source: RefSeq, a predicted model, not a curated record
GCCUAGGAGCGCGCCGCUGAGAGACUCUGUGUGGGUUCUCCCAGGCAAGGAUAAAACUGUUUGUCUGCGUUUUGGGGAACACCGUCGGAAACUUAUCAUCCAUCCAACUGUAGGCUACUACUGGCCACCGAGACACGUGAUUGGAAUCACCAUUCUGCCCGCGUCCUCUCUCCCUCCCCGCGGAUGUUUUUUUACUGAAUUGCUCGAGAUAAUCACGGAUUGAGGAUUAGUUCUAUUAGGGUCCUAUGCUGUGGGGCUAGCAUGAGACAGAGCCCAGCACCGAUCCAGCGCUCCAUGGACAUACCCUUCCCCAGUGCCCGGGAGGCAACUCGGCUUCUGUAAAUGAGGUGGCCAUGGAGAGACGAAGCGGCUGUGGAGUACAUCAGAUCUGCUUUCUGUUUCUCUUACUGUUUUCACUGUAUCCUGUCUGCUGUCGAGCCAGUUGGAUGUGGUUGGGAAUAACCUCCGUGGGAGUACCGGAGAAACUGGGCUGCGCCAAUCUCCCGCUGACGCACAAGCAGAAGGACCUGUGCAAGAGAAAGCCCCAUCUCCUUCCAAGCAUCAAGGACGGCGCCCGCAUCGGCAUCGCGGAGUGCCAGACGCAGUUCGAGCACGAGCGGUGGAACUGUUCCACCACCAAAGAGCUCUCUGUGUUCGGCUACGAGCUAACCAGUGGGACCAAGGAGACGGCGUUUAUCCACGCGGUGAUGGCGGCGGGGCUGGUCCAGGCAGUGACUCGCUCCUGCAGUGCGGGCAACAUGACGGAGUGCGGCUGUGACACCAGCCUGCAGGGCACAGGCUCGCCCAGCGAAGGGUGGCACUGGGGCGGCUGCUCAGACCAUAUCCAGUACGGUACAUGGUUCAGCAGGAAGUUCAUAGAUAAUGCAGUGAAGAAUAUGUCCUCAGCCAGGGGAGGGGAUGCACUGCUCACCAUGAACGAGCACAACAGUGAAGCCGGGAGACAGGCCGUCGCCAAGACGAUGGCCACCGACUGCCGUUGCCACGGCGUGUCGGGCUCGUGCGCCGUGAAGACGUGCUGGCGCACCAUGGCGUCGUUCGAGCGCGUGGGCAACUUCCUGAAGGAGCGUUACGAGGGAAGCGUGCAGGUGCUGGACCGCUCCAAGAGGAAGGUGAGGAGGAAGGAGAAGGACCAGCGCCGCGUGCCCAUCGGGAAGGAAGAACUUAUCUUCCUCAACAAGUCUCCUAACUACUGUCUGGAGGACCGGCGCUGGGGCGUGGCGGGCACUAGAGGGCGCCGGUGUAACCGCACCUCGGCCGGCCCCGACGGGUGUAACCUGCUCUGCUGCGGUCGGGGGUAUAAUACGCACGUGGUUCGCCACGUAGAGAGGUGCGAGUGUAAGUUUGUGUGGUGUUGCUAUGUGAGGUGUCAGAAGUGUGAGAGCAUGAACGACAUGCACACCUGUAAAUAGGGAGAGGGAGGCAGGUGAUGGCACACACACACACACACACACACACACACACACACACACACACACACACACACACACACACACACACACACACACACACACACACACACACACACACACACACACACACCGUCCCCAAUGAGAGACUAAAAGACUCCCCCCAUCAAUCCUCUCUCCCAUGGACAAGAGGGGCGCAGCAUCAACAACCCUCCAUUUCAACCCUCAGGAAGACAGUAUUUAUACACCACAUCAGCAGAGGUGGACAAAGACAGUGGAAAAUAGUUGACUUUUGAAUGGCCUAUCAGGGCCCAGCCUUGUAGGAGGCUAUCCAAUGGGACAGGAGUUCCACAGUGUUUCAGAGGCUUGAGGAUCCACACACUCUGACUACCAAACAUGGACAUCUUCACAAUUCACUCGGAUGAGUAGAAAUGAGCCCUGAAACUCAGACUCCAUGAUAAAAACAAACGGAACUUUGAUGGAAGUUAAAACCUCACUCUUCAAGUCUUCAAAUGGACUCGGUGAAGGGUGUGUAAGAGGACAAACAAAGGGACCAAAAAGUGCUUGUAGGGGGUGGCAACCCUGUCCUGCAGGGCCGCAACAGCUUUAAAAGACUGUAGAGUAGAUGCAGUAAACAGUGUCUGUACAUUUCCAGAUCAGAACAAAGUCUCAUAUAGACAACAGAAGGCUAGAGCCAUAGACAGUACAGGGAUUGGGCAACCGUCAGUGGUUGCCAUCUUUUGUGUAAUUUCUAUGGCUCUCUUACAGGCUAGGGAGUAAGGACAGAUCCUGCUUCCACCCAUGGCUUUAUGGUGAUCGAUGGUGGAUAGGUUAGGCGUAUUCUCGUUGGAAAGCUUGCAGUAUCAAUGCAUAGAAAGACGUCUUGAAAUAAUCAUUCAAAAUUGUAUUUUAUUUUUGGAAUAAACGGUUAAUGAGUUAAAAAGGAUAUGGUACCAUGCCAUUGUUUUAGAACCUAAAAUGUUUGUUUUGUACUAUUCAGAUCGCAAAAUUCAGGGCAGAGUGAAGCUACAGGUGCUUUAAUUGAGAAUAUGUCAGAUGACGUAGUAUUUUUGUAAAUUGUUUACAUUUUGUAAAUAUUAAAUUAUGCUGUAUCACACGACGAGAGUGUCUUAAGAUUCAAGCCCAUCCAAUGCUCUCAGACAUACAGCAUGUGUUUGUCAAACCGUACCAUUUCAUGUGUUGGUGUUCUGUUUGUCAUCAUUGUAUUACUAAGGUCCUUUGUUAUCCUUUUGCUGUCCGAUCCACUCUUUCUCUUUCCUGUGUUUGUGUUUGGAUCCAAAACCAGCUAUAAAUGAGGGAAUGCAUGAAUGGAAUGGAGCAGUUUGUUCUCAAUAGACCCACUGGCAGCAGGACCAUGGAGAUGCUUGAGUUGGUUUCUGAGCAUUCCUCUUGCUGUCUCUAAGAAUUUAAGCCUAUUCCGUCUCUUCCUCCCGCUCCUUUCGUUUCCUCUCUCACUCUCUUCCCAUUUUCAGUCUCUCUAUUCCUUUACCUCUGUCCACCUCUCUCUCUCGCGCUUUCAUUCUCUCUUUCUCUCUCUUGUUCUCUCUCUCUCUCGCCUGAAUGAGAGGCUGUGCUAUGUGAGAAGUGGCGAUGCUAUGCUAAAUACCGCGCGUGCUUUCUCUUAACGUGCCCUUAAAAGUCUAACGAUACUGACCCUUAAAUUUCCCUGAAGC